AUGCCGCCGAGGUCGCCGCCGUGCCGAGGCGCUGUGGUGCUCUCGGCGGAUGUAGGUGAGGCUGCUGCGAUCCUCUCGACCGCUGCAGAUGAGGGCGAGGGCUCUCAGACAGGCGCUGCCCCGUCCCACCACAUCCAAAACAAGUCCUCGCAAACGGCCGCUGGGUGGCGCGGACGUGCUGGGCCGCCUGGUGCUCUAGCAGUGGGUGGCUCCUGUACCUCUGUGGUCGCCGCGCCGCUGGGAGCUACCGGGAGGGGGUCUCGCCUCUUCGACCCCUCCUCUCGAUCUCUCUUCUUUCCUGAGCACGUUCGACAGCAGCAUGCAUUAGAGUUUGAGACUCUGGUCCAAGGAGACAUGUCUGUGUCACAGUAUGAGGUGCGUUUCUUCGAGCUAUCGACGUUCACUACGUAUGUUAUCGUUUAUGAGGGGCUGAAGGCCCGCAGUUUUAAGAACAGCUUGCUUCCGACGUUUGAGCAGAUUGUACAAAGGGCCCAGGUCUAUGAGCAGCAGAAGCAGCAGAUCAGGCUGUCACAGCAGCAACAGCAACAGCAAAGACCUCAGAAGGGACAUGCACCUCCCCAGCAGGCUCAAGGCAGAUUUCAUGCCGCCUAA
Molecule: messenger RNA, 612 nt
Organism: Magnolia sinica
Lineage: Eukaryota; Viridiplantae; Streptophyta; Magnoliopsida; Magnoliales; Magnoliaceae
Exons: 3
Coding region: 1-612 (203 amino acids)
Source: RefSeq, a predicted model, not a curated record